GAAAAAAAAAAAAAAAGUGAGAGCCAACAAGAAGUACCCAUUUACUGUUAUUUGCAGAAUAGGAUUACCAUUCAAAACACAGAGCUGAUUCACAUUUCCAAUUUGCAUCCUUUUUUUCACCAAUACCUGCUCUGCAUGCUUUACAUUUUGCUAACACAGAGACCCUUCACCUGGGCCUUUCUUUAAGUUAAAAAAAGUUUAUUUUUUUAGGGAUUGUUUAAAAAUGGUUAGUGAGAUAGAGCUUGAGCAGCAACUUAAAGAGACUGGGAAUGAACUUUUAGACCCUCCAUCAUCUAUUGAUGAGCUUGUGGAUUUGCUUGAUAAACUUGAGCAUUUGCUUAUAAAUGUGGAGCAAGAACCCUCAAGAUCAAUGCAAGAGGCAGUUUUACCCUCCAUGAAGGCCUUGAUCUCUGAUGCCCUCAUGAAGCACUCUGAUGAAGAUGUGAAGGUCUCAGUUGCAUCUUGUAUCAGUGAAAUUACAAGAAUAACAGCACCAGAGCCUCCUUACAGUGACGAGUAUAUGAAGGAAUAUUUUUAUUUGACUGUAGCAGCUUUUGAAAAAUUGUCCCAUGUGUCUGGUCGCUGUUACACGAAGGCAGUCUCAGUUCUUGAAACUGUUUCAAAAGUCAGAUCAUGCUUGAUCAUGUUGGACCUACAGCUGGAUGAACUAACUGUAAAAAUGUUUCAACACUUCCUGAAGAUUAUUAGGUCCAACCAUCCACAUGCUGUAUACUUAGCCAUGGCAACAAUAAUGACCUUGAUAAUAGAUGAAAGUUAUGACAUAUCGACGGAUCUUCUAACUGCUCUUUUGGCCAGUGUGAAAAAAGCAAAUCAGAGUGCUUCUCUUAUUGCAUCUAAGCUUGGGGAGAAAGUUAUAAUUAAUUCUGCUGCUAAACUUAAACCCUAUCUCAAAGAGGCAAUGCAGUCUGAAAGCAGAGCUUUUGAUGAGUAUGCUCCAAUAGUUGCUUCUCUAUGCCGGGAUGAGGCUCCUACUUUGGUUUGUCAUCAUGUCAAUGGUUCUGCAGACCAUUUGGUUACUAAGGAGCAGCCAUCACCAAAUGCUGCCUCACCUGGAGAAGUUCUCCAUGUUGUGGAUAUUAUUCCUAGGCCAACAACAAGUAAUGAAAAUGCAUCAGCCAGAAAUGCUGAAAAUGGUGUUAUUGAUAAUUCUAUAAAAAAACCGGAGCAUUGUUCUCUUAUCCAGCAUAAUGGAAGUGCUGAGGUGCAAGAAAAUGCUUAUUCUGAAGUUAAGCUGGAAAUGGAGCCCGAGACUGUCCCAAGGAAAAGAGGGUGGAAACCUAAUUUGUCAAUGAAUCCAGAAGAAGGCUACUUGCAUUGUUGGAUUCCUACGGGCAGAAAAGGCGUAAAAGUACCCCGUGAAAAGAAGUGUCCUAGCAAGAAAAUAGAUACGCGCUUAGGUAAUCCAGAUUCAAAGGAAUUAAAUCUGCCAUCAAUUCAUGCUACUGAACUCGUGAGAUUGACAUCAGAAACUGGCGGAGUCGCAGGUGCUUCUAUCCCAUCACCAGAUCAGAGCCUUCUUGGUGGAAUUCAACAUAAAAGAGGCCGAUUGAAGAAAUAUGCCAGCAAUACGAAUCACGAUGCUGAUCCUAGUUCCUUGCAAGUAUCAGAACUUUCAGAUUCUGAAACUGAGGAGAAAGCUCUAACUGAACAUGAAAUCAGCAUGAGAAAGCAAUCUGAAAGGAGUAACACAGAAGUAAAGCAACACAAGCGCCCAAGAAACAUGGAACUUGCUGCAAAGACUGCUAGAAAGACAUCGCAGCCUUCUGGAGAUCUAUUAUCAAAUGAGAAAGAUAACAUUGUGAGUGGACCUAAAGAAAAACUGCUGCAUCAGUCAACUCAGAUAGGACGAAGGAGCUCAGAAAAAGACAGAUUAACUAUCCAGAGAGAUACUAGGAAGAGAAACUUGGUGAUCAGUGUCUCAAAUGUAAAUGCUGCAAGGUCUAGAAUUAAGAAAACUAAAUCAUCUCUUAGAGUUGAAAAUUACAAGGAAGAAAUACCUGCAAACAGUAUCAAUCAGAAGCACACACCAAGGAAGGAAGUGCGUCUUGAAACUCCUAAUCCUAAAGAGCAAUUGACUGGCAGAAGAAUAAAAGUUUGGUGGCCAAUGGACAAGAAGUUUUAUGGAGGAAUUGUUCAAUCCUAUAACCCUAUUAGAAGGAAGCAUACGGUGUUGUAUGAUGAUGGCGAGUUGGAGAUACUAAAACUCAGAAAGGAACGUUGGGAACUAAUUGGAGAUGAUAAUUUGUUUGAUAAAGUGCAAAAAACUGAUCUUCCCAAUUCUUCUUUUGAUCGACUGCAGAAGAAGGGCGAAAUGAAAUCAGAGCCAGCCAAACAGCUGAAAUUUAGUUUUAAAAGGAGUGGAGGUGAUACCAUUUCCAAAAGAAAAGCUAGAACAUCCGGCAGCGAAAGUGCCAGUGAAGGUAAAUUGCCGAUCAAGAAGCCGAAGAUCCAAAGUACGACAAGUGAUAUCAGGUCUGAGCGGGUAACACCACUGAAUGCAAGUCCAUCUGAUGACGGAAAUCCUGAAAGUAUUCCAGAGAAUGAAAGUCGGUACAGGGAUGGAAGUCCUGGAGAUGCAUAUGAAUCUUCAGAUACUGCCACCCCGGAAGGGGAUCCGAUGCUUAACAGGAAAUUCACCGGACAACCCAGUAGGAGUGAGCAAGAGAGUGAAGGGAGAUCAGUGGACUCAGAUGAAACUACUUAACUUAAAAGUAUGUACAGAAAAAGAAGAAGCUUAGGCUAGAAAAUAUUAGUGAAUUUGGUUUUAGUACAGGAUAGUGUCAGUUUAAAGCCUUUUGACCUCAAUUAUGAUUUUGCAGCCUUUAGGACUCAGAUGUUGUAAUUCAACUCUUAUAUGGAGGUAUGAGAAAUUAGUAUCUUUAGUUCUUCUGA
Mercurialis annua (annual mercury) is the source of this 2913-nucleotide messenger RNA. RefSeq names its product sister chromatid cohesion protein PDS5 homolog D. Gene Ontology annotation, biological process: DNA repair; mitotic sister chromatid cohesion. Lineage: Eukaryota; Viridiplantae; Streptophyta; Magnoliopsida; Malpighiales; Euphorbiaceae. Gene Ontology annotation, cellular component: nucleus; chromatin. Bases 224 to 2725 code for a protein of 833 amino acids. The record is from RefSeq and is a predicted model, not a curated record. The transcript has 13 exons.